This is a messenger RNA of Exophiala oligosperma, 1644 nucleotides long. RefSeq lists its product as uncharacterized. The transcript has 2 exons. The record is from RefSeq and is a predicted model, not a curated record. NCBI's taxonomy places the organism in Eukaryota, Fungi, Ascomycota, Eurotiomycetes, Chaetothyriales, Herpotrichiellaceae. Bases 481 to 1566 code for a protein of 361 amino acids. Gene Ontology annotation, molecular function: S-adenosylmethionine-dependent methyltransferase activity.
GGGCGCAUGUUGUCCUCAAUCGACACCAAGAUAUCCGCAGGCGACAAUGGCCGUGGAGUGAGGCUUUAAUCUUGCUCUGCGUUGAAAUCCGGGUUACAGUGCCGAAAGAGAUAGGAUAUAGCCGCAGCCCUUUCAUCGACCUUGUUACGAGUUAUUUCUUGCCAGCUGCGGCUUCAAUGGGAUUUGCUUGAUAUCGACAGCUGUUUAAACAAUGCGUGUAACGCUGUUGACAUGGUCAUGAUAUUCCUGAAGGCACCAUAUUCAGACCGAUAUGGUUGUCCUCUGGCAGUCAAAGUCGAUCGGACCAAUUACUGAAUGUUUCACAAGAUGCUUGUAUUGCGGGGAAAGACCAGAGAGAACAUCGUCGAAGCACCUUGUAAACUGACAACCCUAACGUCCAGCAUAUCACUAACCUUUUCCAUUGUUUGAAGCGGCGCUGCUGUUUCCCAGGUCAAGUCGGCGCUGAUCAAAUAUCAUCUCAUGAGUAUUGCAGGCAACGGGGUUGUCACACACACGAUUCUCGGUUGUCAAAGAGCUCGGAAAACUCGUCCAGUGCUACUCUUGGGUCCACUGACAAGAAUUCAUCCAUUGCAUUUUCAACACACACUCAGAAUCCCAACUGAUCCCCAGCUUCACACUCGGCACCAGCACCUGCAGACAACCGUACAACCCUGUGCGCAAUCAACAUCCACAAUGUCUCUACCGGUUGGCGGCCGUCGAGAUGUCCCGCUCGAGGAAGCUCGAGCUGCACUUCAAACCCACUUCUCUACGUACCAAGGGGCCAAGUAUGCGGAAGGCUGGGACCAUCUCUGGUCAAAGGGCGACUUUCUACCAUGGGACCGUGGAAAUCCGUCUCCUGCGUUGACAGACACAUUAUCCAACCACACAGAUGUGAUUGGUCACGCAAUGAUCGAGGAGGACGGAAAGACGCGUCGGAAGCGUGCAUUGGUACCUGGUUGCGGUCGGGGUGUUGAUGUGUUGCUUCUGCAAAGCUUCGGUUAUGACGCGAUUGGCCUGGAGUACGCUACAAAUGCCUUGAAGGCUUGCGAAGAAUACCUGAAAGAUCAUGAGAAGGACUACCCGCUCAAGGACGAAAAGGUGGGCAAGGGAAGUGCUCGGUUCGUUCAGGGUGACUUUUAUGCCGAUGAAUGGCUCGAGAAGGUAGGACUGGACAAAGAUACCAAGUUCGAUUUGAUCUAUGACUAUACUUUCUUCUGCGCGAUGCAACCACCCAUGAGAUCAGCUUGGGCCAAGAGGAUGUCGCAACUUCUGCGUCCUGAUCCUCAAGCUAAUCUGGUUUGUUUGGAAUUUCCCACCAACAAGCCUGCUCAAGCGGGCGGCCCUCCUUUUGCGUCUCCUCCAAAGGCGUACCUCGAGCACUUGAGUCAUCCAGGGGAGGAAGUCAAGUAUGACGCAGAGGGCAACGUCAUGAUGAACCCAUUGGCACCAUCGAGUCCAGGAGGUCUUGAGCGAGUGGGCCACUGGCACCCUGCUGAUACGCACCAAAUAGGCAAAGACACGGAGGGUAACGUGCAAGAUUGGAUCUCGGUCUGGAGACAUCGAUGAUAGGCAGAGGGGAGAGGCGUGUCCCAACAUGUUAACAGUCGUUCCGAUCUUCCAAUGCCACACCUUUGACGAUCCUAA